This is a messenger RNA of Prorocentrum cordatum, 2329 nucleotides long. NCBI's taxonomy places the organism in Eukaryota, Dinophyceae, Prorocentrales, Prorocentraceae. The record is from the annotation of a GenBank genome assembly.
UGUGGCAGUGCGAGAGAUGGUGCAUUGGGAGCUGCUCUCCGUGGAACGAAUUCCGCGACUUGUGGAAGAACCUGUAGAAAAUGCUGUUUAGUUUCUUUGCGACACCCUCGGUCCACAAUCGGGACACCGUCGGAAAGCUAUCGAGGCACGCGUACCAUCGGGACACCGUCAUGACGCCAUCAGGACAGGGGCGGGACCCCGUCGGGACACCGCGCCCGCCGCCGCCCCCCAAAAGCAGCAGCAACAGGACUUCUUUCCGCCGCCCGACCCAAGGACCUGGGGAGCUGGCGCACAGCUUCGCACGCACGUCGCACGUCACGCACGACACGGUCGCGAACUACGAUCUCCCGGUGGGGGCAGCUUCAUGGAAAGUUUCACACGCCCAUCCUCCAGUGCGCCCAUUCUGGCCCGAGGCGCCGCCCCUGUCCUGCCCCGCCCCUCCCUUCGUGAUUCCACGUUCCACCGCACGCGCACUCCCGCAGGCGGUGAUGGCGCUCUGGCUUCUGGCGCUGUGCGCGCCCCUGGCCCGGGGCAUCGCCUUCCAUAGGGAGGCCUCGGAUGCUGGCCGCAGGGCCGACCAAAACAACGCCGACGGGCACGCCUCGAACCUGUCGGCGAAGGCCCUGCAGUACUUCCUCGACCUCGACAACGCGUCGUCCAGCAAGCCCGUGCUCGUGCCGCCGGGCGACAUGCGGAGGCGGGCCAACAGUCUCCUGGACGUGGACUCGAGACAGGCCCUACGGGGGAGCGGGGAGUUCCAGCCCUCGGAGGAGUUCCAGAGGGCCGGGGAGGGCGAAAGCGCUGAGCUGCCUUGGGGCGUCGGCACACCGCGCACUGGCGACUCGUGGCCCGUCCACGAGUACUCGGCCAUGCACAUGCUCGACGUGCCCCACUGGGUCGAGUACAGCCUGGAAACCGGGGAUAACAUCCAGACCUUCAGCAACGCCUGGCAGGACGUCAAGCUCAUAACGCAGGUGCUCGAGAACGUCACCAAUGGCUUCUACCUGGACACUCACGGUGGGGAUGGCGAGACGAACAGCUACACGCUCUUACUCGAGCUCACUGGCUGGCGCGGCCUCAUACUCGAGCCUCAAAUAUACGAGUUCGCGACGCUGUGGGGCAAGCUGCGGAAGGCGUGGAUAUUCCUGGGGUGUCUAUCUCCGACAGGAAACGCCACGAAGAUCGGUUUCGACACAGAUGGCGUAAUCGACAUGUUGAGCGGUCACCAGAUCCACGCCUACAACUUGCCCACCUUCAUGGAAGAGCUGGGCGGUCGCAAGACCAUCGACUUCUGGGCCGUGCACAACGGCCAUUAUGAGGCAGAAGUUCUGAACGAGACCUUCUUCUACUCAGGGAAGAACAUCGAGUUCGGGGUCGUCUUGGUCCGCUUCGAUGGUCGUCGGUCCGGUCGUGGUUACCAGUGGUUCGCUCGGCACAGGUCCAAGGACGCUACCGAAGAGCUCAUCUUUGAGAUCAUGCACAACGCCUCCUUCAAUUACAUCGGUGGCCUGGACGCGUAUUGGAUCAACUAUGUCGAGCCGCGCUUUCAUUACAUGGACCAUGUGUGGGUGAACCCCGCGUACUUCGAGAGGCGCGGCCUCUCCGUUCCCACGUGGUGCAAGUCGGCGCCACCGCCCAAACUGGAGUACCCCCGCCAAGGCCACCUCAAUGUCCCUGGACUGGACCAGCUGGAGAAGUGGGAAGGCUCUGGCUCUAGCCCUGGGCCGCACGUGUACGGACAUGCCACCGAUCUGAAGGCAGGAGUCAUCCCUUUUAAAUAUGGGACGCCCGGGACCCCCUAUGGAACCGGGGAGUGGUAUGGAGGAGGAGGCGGGGGGCAAUGGGACCCUCGCUGGGACUGGGACGCGGGCUACACCUACAACCAGGAGGUCAGCAAGGUGAGGGCGUACAUGGCGAAGGCGAAGGAGGAUGCCGCGGCGACGGAGUCAGUGGCAAAAGCGCACCGCGUGGCGCCUACUCGGCUGUCGUCAGUAGAGGGCCGUUGAUCUCGCCCAGCCGCACCGCGCUGGCGUCCCGGGCAGCGUGCUGGCCUGGCCACGCCAGUCCCUCUGCGCACCCUCGCCGCUCUCAUCGUCCACACUCCCGUGCUCCUUGCACGCCCUAACGCCUUGAAAAGACGAGCUCCCUGGCGGAAUAUCUGCAGUCCGCCCAGGCCGUUUCCCCCGCCUUCCGCGCGCAAGACGCACGCCCUUCUGCUCGUCGAAGUCGUCGUCGUCGUCGUCGUCGUCGUCGUCGUCGUCGUCGUCGUCGUCCUCUUCCUCCUCCCCUGAUCACUUCCCCUUCCCCCUCUCAUUUCUUCUUCUUCUUC